AUGGCGAAGGCACCCAAGAAGAAGUUCUCUACGCUGACUAGCGGCUCAGCACAAACUGUCAGUGCGGAAAAACAUGCCAAUACAGUUUUCAAGUUCAACACGAACUUGGGUCAACAUAUCUUAAAGAACCCUUUAGUGGCCCAAGGAAUUGUUGAUAAAGCCGGCAUUCGUCCCAGCGAGACAGUACUCGAAGUUGGACCUGGUACAGGGAAUUUGACUGUUCGUAUACUUGAGCAAGCCCGUAAAGUUAUUGCUGUGGAAAUGGAUCCUCGUAUGGCUGCAGAAUUAUCUAAACGUGUUCAUGGAACACCACAAGAAAAGAAAUUAGAAAUCUUAUUGGGGGAUUUUAUGAAGACAGAAUUACCAUAUUUUGAUGUUUGUAUAUCGAAUACUCCUUAUCAAAUCUCAUCACCAUUGGUAUUCAAAUUAUUAAAUCAACCCAAUCCUCCAAGAGUUUCCAUUCUUAUGUUUCAAAGAGAAUUUGCCUUGAGACUAUUGGCAAGACCUGGAGAUGCAUUAUACGGUAGACUUUCUGCCAACGUACAAAUGUGGGCUAACGUUACUCACAUUAUGAAGGUAGGAAAGAACAACUUCCGUCCUCCACCGGAUGUUGAAUCAUCUGUGGUGAGAAUCGAAAUCAAAUCUCCUAAGCCUAAUAUUGAUUUCGAAGAAUGGGAUGGUUUAUUAAGGAUAUGUUUUGGUAGAAAGAAUAGAACCAUUUCUGCUGGGUUCAAAGCUGCUAACAUCAUGGAAAUGUUAGAAAAGAAUUAUAAAACUUAUUUAUCUACUCAAAGUGCUGACAGCAACAACGAUUCAAUGAUGCUUGAUAACAAACAAGAUUAUCUUCCACUUAUAAAGGAAAAGGUAGCACAGGUGUUGACAGAGACCGGGUUUGCUGAACAAAGAGCUUCCAAAAUGGACCAAACAGACUUCUUAAAGUUAUUGUACGCAUUUCACCAAGUUGGCAUUCACUUUGCUUAA
Molecule: messenger RNA, 981 nt
Organism: Lizanozyma spartinae
Lineage: Eukaryota; Fungi; Ascomycota; Pichiomycetes; Serinales; Debaryomycetaceae
Gene: DIM1
Product: putative dimethyladenosine transferase
Exons: 1
Coding region: 1-981 (326 amino acids)
Biological process (GO): rRNA methylation
Cellular component (GO): mitochondrial matrix
Molecular function (GO): rRNA (adenine-N6,N6-)-dimethyltransferase activity
Source: RefSeq, a predicted model, not a curated record